AGUUUUAAUGAAAACCAGAGGAAUAAACAUAAAAAAAGGAAAUGCUCAAACAACUAAUGGUGAUGGGGACAUGUUUUUGUACUGCUAUUAUUGAUGUUAAGAGGACAAUAUGUGAAAGUAAUUUCUAUGGAUAUAGUGUUCAAUAUUACCAGAAUUUUGGUGUUAUAUAGCCAAUUAAUCAAAUACCAGAGAGGAAAAUAUAUGAAGCAGCCAAGGAAAGUAGAUAAUUUUUAUAAAAUUGAUAAGUGAUCAAAAUUUAUAUAAAACUAUUGAUAAUCCAAAGGCAAUAAAAUGUCACAAAGUGCUGUUAAACAAGAGCGUGACAGUUGGUUGCGUUGAAGGAAUUUUUGGUGUAGAAUAAACAGGAAACAAUAAUUGUGUACUGUGUACAUGUGAAAAUCCAAAAAUACAUAACUCUCUUCAUGCCGAUGCCAGCUGAAUAUCACGAGAAUCAUAAUAUUCACGAGAACACCAAUUUUGCUCUGGCAGCAUUUCAAGACACCAGCAAUAUGACUGCUAACAUGUAUCGAGUAGGAGACUAUGUUUAUUUUGAGACAUCUUCUACCUCUCCUUAUCAGAUACGAAGGAUAGAAGAACUAAAUAAGACGGCCAGUGGAAAUGUUGAAGCUAAGGUGAUGUGCUUCUUCAGGCGACGAGAUUUACCUUCCACACUAAUAAUGCUUGCAGAUAAACAUCAAUUGGCAAGCGUGACGGAGUUGCAGAGGUCGGAGUCGCCCGCGAGCCUGAAGCUGUUUGCCGAGAAUUCAGAGAGGAGCUCCGUACCUAAAGUGCCCAUAAACAAGGGUAAAAUCGGGAAGGGGGGCUGGUUCAAGGUCCCAUUUGCAGAGGCCCACGUGCCCCACAGGGUGGAGGAUAAUUCGAGCGGUGUAGGUGGUGGUGGUACCGCCGGCAAUGUAAAUCUCGGUCCAGGAAUCGGUAGUAUUGGCGGUAUUGGUGGGGUCGGGGAUCUGAGCUCGAAGCAACGUCACCAGAUGAAACACCGUGAGCUCUUCCUGUCGCGACAAGUCGAAACAAUGCCAGCCACCCACAUACGGGGUAAAUGUUGUGUUACGCUACUCAAUGAGACUGAAUCGCUUCUGAGUUAUCUUAACAAGGAGGAUUCGUUUUUUUACUGCCUUGUCUUUGAUCCAGCUCAGCGUACUUUGCUCGCUGACAAAGGCGAGAUAAGAGUAGGCAGUAGAUAUCAAGCAGAUAACAUAGCUACUACGCCAUUGUCGACGGUUGAGCGUGAUUCUGAUCCUCGCCGACUACAUGAUUUGGAAACGCUCAUCUGGACACCUCGCCACGCUCUUACUGAUCGGCAAAUUGAUCAGUUUUUAGUAGUUAGUAGAUCAGUUGGUACGUUUGCACGCGCUCUGGACUGCUCGUCCUCAGUCAAACAACCUUCACUCCACAUGUCUGCUGCUGCAGCUUCCAGAGAUAUUACAUUGUUUCACGCAAUGGAUACUUUACAUCGACAUAAUUAUGAUGUCGCAAAAGCUAUGUCUUCUUUGGUACCUAGUUCCGGCCCAGUUCUGUGUAGAGAUGAAAUGGAAGAGUGGAGCGCUUCAGAAGCAAAUCUAUUUGAGGAAGCUUUAGAUAAAUAUGGAAAAGAUUUUUCAGAUAUUCGUCAAGAUUUUUUACCAUGGAAAACUUUAAAGAACGUCAUUGAAUACUAUUACAUGUGGAAGACAACGGAUCGUUACGUACAGCAGAAACGUGUGAAAGCUGUGGAGGCCGAAAGUAAACUAAAGCAGGUUUACAUCCCAAACUAUAAUAAAAACGCAGCUGGCGGCCUCGUUGCUGGUCAAGCCAGCAUCAUACCUCUUGGUAUCAAUAACAACACAAAUAGUAAUGGAAGCAAGGCUACAAUUAGUUUACUCAAUGGCAGUAACAGCAGCAAUGGUAAUAUCGGUGCCGACACCGCAGCUAUGCUUAUGGUUUCAGCAAGCGGUAAGCCGUGUGAGAGUUGUCAGUCAAUACAAAGUUCCCAAUGGUAUGCAUGGGGACCUUCACACGUGCAAUGUCGCCUAUGUCAAACCUGUUGGACUUACUGGAAAAAGUAUGGGGGUUUAAAGAUACCCUCACGAAUUGAUGAUGUUGAUGCUGAUCGUAAGCGGAGCGGUGGUGGUUCAGAUGAAGAAAGUAAGGGUAUUGGUGGUGCUCAUAGACCUCAUCGAUGCAGUAUCCCAUCUUGUGGUAAAGAAUUCAAACUCAAAGCACAUUUAAGUCGUCACUAUGCUAGUGCGCAUGGUGUAGAUUUACGUGGUAAUACUGGACCUGGGAAUGUUGUAUCUGGAAUUGGAGUUGGACUUGGAAUAGGUUUGGGAGGCGGUGGUUCACCGCGACCGGUUAUGAAAACACGUUCAGCUUUUUAUCUUCGCACAUCGACCCUAGCUCGCGCUGCUCGGCGCCUUUGCGCUGGUCAACUUCGUAGCAGACAUGUAGCACGUGCCCCACAUCAACCUGUUAACGCUGUUCCUUUACGUCAUCUUUGUGCUUCACCACAGCUAGCUAAUAAAACACCUGCAGAACUACGAGUUUUGGCUCGCGCCGUUCGGCCACGAGUUCGACCUCGUGUCACCGACAUUGCUACUCGACUCGGUGACCAUCCCCAACCUAGACAACCUGGAGAUUGGGACUGGCUACAACUCACUGCUCCUGGACAACGUAAACAACCUGAUCGUGUGUCUUUCCCUCGACCACCUAAGGCACCAGAUGGUAGUCUUCUAUAUGAAAAAGUUCCCAAUAAACCAGAAGUUGAUCGACUUCCUGUUACACCUCCAAUUCAACCUACAUUACAAGCACAGCAAAAUAUUUUAAAACGUACAAGGCCUCCAUUUGAUGAAAGUAAUGGUGCUGACGGGAUUGGCUUAAACGCGCUGGUAUCGAGUGGGCAACCGCCAACUAAACGUUCUCAGCAUCUACAACCGCUUCAUAGUAAUGCGCGCACUUCUCUUGAACACUUAAGUACAAAUGUUCCUGUGGUAGCAGCUGGUGUAAGUCCAAUGACUGCAAUGGUCCCAGCUACCCUUUCACCUCUUACUGCACCACUCAAUGGACGCACUGGUCAUUCGAAUAUAAUACCAAUACAGGGUCAGAUGUCUCGUAGUAAUGCUCGGAAACAAGUCAUGUCUUGGAUGGAUGCACCCGACGAUGUUUACUUCCGCGCUACAGACCAAACUAAAAGAAUUAGAAGGAGCUUGUCAUCGAUAGAACUACGGCGUGCAGCUCGUAAGCCUUGGCGUCGAUUAAACGUGCCUCAGCGUGUGGUACGACCGGACGACAUGGUUGUCAUACUCGACUGAAUCAAAUGCCAUCUUCAGAAUCUAAAGUCGCAAUAAAGAAGCAACAAAAUGAAGAGAAUGGAGACUAGCAUAUAUAUAUACGAAUAUUACAAUAAGAAUGAAGAAUUUGUUAUGGUUAACCGAUAAAUUGCUAAACUACUGUGGCUUGUGUGAUGAUAUGAGAGAACGAUAACUGGAUUUUGUAAACCAGAAUGCAAAAAAAAACAAAUAAAAAAAAACAUAAAUAAUAAUUAAUGACGACUAACAUUCAAGGAAUAAAUUUUGAUUCCUUUGACUAUAAAAUGGAAUCAAGUCAAUUCCGAAAAUCAUGAUUUUCUAUUCGUAUCAAUGUAAUAUUGUUGCUAUUAAUAAUUAUUAUUAUUAAUUAAGUGUACAUAAGCAUACGAAUGCAAAAAAACAUACACGAUGCCGCUGGUUAACUGUAAGAAGAAUGAAAUUGAAAUAACAGCAGGACUGAGUAUCCUACUUGAAGUAGUUAACACGGGAGUAACAUUUUCCGUUUUUUGUCGAAUAAUGGGUUCAAAAUUUAUUUCUGCUUAAUUACUAUUUAAUUUAUAUGAAUAAUUUAACAAUUUGAUAAAUUUCUUCAUUGUACGCAUGUAUUAUCACCAAUAAACUCGAUGUAAUAUUUUGUUUAAAUAUUUAUUGAAAAUAUGUCAACACAUAUUUUAUUUAAUACAAAUAGAAUAAUUAAAACGAAAGUUUUCCUUUGAGCAUUUCAACAAUUUUAUCUCUCGUAACUGUUUUAAGUAAGUGCCUGUUCUGUACAUAAUUUACAUAUAUAUAAACAUAAUAGUGAAAAUGAAAAUAAAUUAAUUAACGAAGAGAUAGUUUGAAAUAUAAAAGCAUACGCUAGGAUAAUUCGUAUUGAAAUAUCUAAGCCAAUUUGAUCUUUAAAAUAAUAGAAUUAAAAAUAUUGCCAAGCUAAAUUAUAUCAAUACCAAGUUUGCUAAACGGUGUUUACACUAGAAAUGUGCGCAAUCACAACGAAGCGAAAAUUGUGCGAAAGUACGUGAAAGAGCAAAUGAAAGAAUGCUCACUGUGAAUAUUU
Messenger RNA from Ceratosolen solmsi marchali, 4359 nucleotides. RefSeq names its product metastasis associated 1-like (gene MTA1-like). NCBI's taxonomy places the organism in Eukaryota, Metazoa, Arthropoda, Insecta, Hymenoptera, Agaonidae. The coding region runs from base 423 to 3308 and encodes 961 amino acids. The transcript has 14 exons. Gene Ontology annotation, cellular component: nucleoplasm; NuRD complex. Gene Ontology annotation, molecular function: histone deacetylase binding; transcription coactivator activity; sequence-specific DNA binding. Gene Ontology annotation, biological process: negative regulation of transcription by RNA polymerase II. The record is from RefSeq and is a predicted model, not a curated record.